Messenger RNA from Knipowitschia caucasica, 9018 nucleotides. The record is from the annotation of a GenBank genome assembly. Lineage: Eukaryota; Metazoa; Chordata; Actinopteri; Gobiiformes; Gobiidae.
AUGGCACCCUGGAAGAGCCCGGGCCUGGUGCCAUGGGUUGGUGGUGAACUGGAGCGUGGACCUCAACACGGACCUCAACACAGACCUCAACACAGACCUCAACACGGACCUCAACACAGACCUCAACACAGACCUCAACACAGACCUCAACACAGACCUCAACACGGACCUCAACACAGACCUCAACACGGACCUCAACACAGACCUCAACACGGACCUCAACACAGACCUCAACACAGACCUCAACACAGACCUCAACACAGACCUCAACACAGACCUCAACACGGACCUCACCACAGACCUCAACACAGACCUCAACACAGACCUCAACACAGACCUCAACACAGACCUCAACACAGACCUCAACACGGACCUCAACACAGACCUCAACACGGACCUCAACACAGACCUCAACACAGACCUCAACACGGACCUCAACACAGACCUCAACACAGACCUCAACACAGACCUCAACACAGACCUCAACACAGACCUCAACACGGACCUCAACACAGACCUCAACACGGACCUCAACACAGACCUCAACACAGACCUCAACACGGACCUCAACACAGACCUCACCACAGACCUCAACACAGACCUCGACACAGACCUCAACACGGACCUCAACACAGACCUCACCACAGACCUCAACACGGACCUCAACACGGACCUCAACACAGACCUCAACACAGACCUCAACACAGACCUCAACACAGACCUCAACACAGACCUCAACACGGACCUCAACACGGACCUCAACACGGACCUCAACACAGACCUCAACACAGACCUCAACACAGACCUCAACACAGACCUCAACACGGACCUCAACACGGACCUCAACACAGACCUCAACACGGACCUCAACACGGACCUCGGACCUCAACACGGACCUCACCACAGACCUCAACACAGACCUCAACACAGACCUCAACACGGACCUCAACACGGACCUCACCACAGACCUCAACACAGACCUCACCACAGACCUCAACACGGACCUCAACACGGACCUCAACACGGACCUCAACACAGACCUCAACACAGACCUCAACACAGACCUCAACACGGACCUCAACACGGACCUCAACACGGACCUCAACACGGACCUCACCACAGACCUCAACACAGACCUCAACACAGACCUCAACACAGACCUCAACACGGACCUCACCACAGACCUCAACACAGACCUCAACACAGACCUCAACACGGACCUCAACACGGACCUCAACACGGACCUCAACACAGACCUCAACACAGACCUCAACACGGACCUCAACACGGACCUCAACACGGACCUCACCACAGACCUCAACACAGACCUCAACACAGACCUCAACACGGACCUCAACACGGACCUCACCACAGACCCACACAACCAACACAGACCUCAACACAGACCUCAACACGGACCUCAACACGGACCUCAACACAGACCUCAACACAGACCUCAACACAGACCUCAACACGGACCUCAACACGGACCUCAACACAGACCUCAACACAGACCUCAACACAGACCUCAACACAGACCUCAACACGGACCUCACCACGGACCUCAACACGGACCUCACCACAGACCUCAACACAGACCUCACCACAGACCUCAACACAGACCUCAACACAGACCUCAACACGGACCUCAACACGGACCUCAACACAGAGCUCAACACAGACCUCAACACAGACCUCAACACAGACCUCAACACAGACCUCAACACAGACCUCAACACGGACCUCACCACGGACCUCACCACAGACCUCAACACAGACCUCACCACAGACCUCAACACAGACCUCAACACAGACCUCAACACGGACCUCAACACGGACCUCACCACAGACCUCAACACAGACCUCAACACAGACCUCAACACAGACCUCAACACAGACCUCAACACAGACCUCAACACAGACCUCAACACGGACCUCAACACGGACCUCAACACAGACCUCAACACGGACCUCACCACAGACCUCAACACAGACCUCAACACGGACCUCAACACAGACCUCACCACAGACCUCAACACAGACCUCAACACAGACCUCAACACAGACCUCAACACAGACCUCAACACAGACCUCAACACGGACCUCAACACGGACCUCACCACAGACCUCACCACGGACCUCACCACAGACCUCACCACGGACCUCACCACAGACCUCAACACAGACCUCACCACAGACCUCAACACAGACCUCAACACAGACCUCAACACAGACCUCAACACGGACCUCAACACGGACCUCACCACAGACCUCACCACGGACCUCACCACAGACCUCACCACGGACCUCACCACAGACCUCAACACGGACCUCACCACAGACCUCAACACAGACCUCACCACAGACCUCAACACAGACCUCAACACAGACCUCAACACGGACCUCAACACAGACCUCAACACGGACCUCAACACAGACCUCAACACGGACCUCAACACAGACCUCAACACGGACCUCAACACAGACCUCACCACAGACCUCAACACAGACCUCAACACAGACCUCAACACGGACCUCAACACGGACCUCACCACAGACCUCAACACAGACCUCAACACGGACCUCACCACAGACCUCAACACAGACCUCAACACUGACCUCACCACAGACCUCAACACAGACCUCAACACAGACCUCAACACGGACCUCAACACGGACCUCAACACAGACCUCAACACGGACCUCAACACAGACCUCAACACAGACCUCAACACGGACCUCAACACGGACCUCAACACGGACCUCAACACAGACCUCGACACAGACCUCAACACAGACCUCAACACAGACCUCAACACAGACCUCAACACAGACCUCAACACGGACCUCAACACAGACCUCAACACGGACCUCAACACGGACCUCACCACAGACCUCACCACGGACCUCACCACAGACCUCACCACGGACCUCACCACAGACCUCAACACAGACCUCACCACAGACCUCAACACAGACCUCAACACAGACCUCAACACGGACCUCAACACGGACCUCACCACAGACCUCAACACAGACCUCAACACGGACCUCACCACAGACCUCAACACAGACCUCAACACAGACCUCAACACAGACCUCAACACACGGACCUCAACACGGACCUCAACACAGACCUCAACACGGACCUCACCACAGACCUCAACACAGACCUCAACACGGACCUCAACACAGACCUCACCACAGACCUCAACACAGACCUCAACACAGACCUCAACACAGACCUCAACACAGACCUCAACACAGACCUCAACACGGACCUCAACACGGACCUCACCACAGACCUCACCACGGACCUCACCACAGACCUCACCACGGACCUCACCACAGACCUCAACACAGACCUCACCACAGACCUCAACACAGACCUCAACACAGACCUCAACACAGACCUCAACACGAAACUCAACACGGACCUCACCACAGACCUCACCACGGACCUCACCACAGACCUCACCACGGACCUCACCACAGACCUCAACACGGACCUCACCACAGACCUCAACACAGACCUCACCACAGACCUCAACACAGACCUCAACACAGACCUCAACACGGACCUCAACACAGACCUCAACACGGACCUCAACACAGACCUCAACACGGACCUCAACACAGACCUCAACACGGACCUCAACACAGACCUCACCACAGACCUCAACACAGACCUCAACACAGACCUCAACACGGACCUCAACACGGACCUCACCACAGACCUCAACACAGACCUCAACACGGACCUCACCACAGACCUCAACACAGACCUCAACACGGACCUCACCACAGACCUCAACACAGACCUCAACACAGACCUCAACACGGACCUCAACACGGACCUCAACACAGACCUCAACACGGACCUCAACACAGACCUCAACACAGACCUCAACACGGACCUCAACACGGACCUCAACACAGACCUCAACACGGACCUCAACACAGACCUCACCACAGACCUCAACACAGACCUCAACACAGACCUCAACACGGACCUCAACACGGACCUCAACACAGACCUCAACACGGACCUCAACACGGACCUCACCACAGACCUCACCACAGACCUCAACACGGACCUCACCACAGACCUCACCACAGACCUCACCACAGACCUCACCACAGACCUCACCACAGACCUCAACACGGACCUCAACACGGACCUCAACACGGACCUCAACACAGACCUCAACACAGACCUCACCACAGACCUCAACACAGACCUCAACACAGACCUCAACACGGACCUCAACACAGACCUCAACACAGACCUCAACACGGACCUCAACACGGACCUCAACACGGACCUCAACACAGACCUCGACACAGACCUCAACACAGACCUCAACACGGACCUCAACACAGACCUCAACACAGACCUCAACACGGACCUCAACACGGACCUCAACACGGACCUCAACACAGACCUCAACACAGACCUCAACACGGACCUCAACACGGACCUCAACACAGACCUCAACACGGACCUCAACACGGACCUCAACACGGACCUCACCACAGACCUCAACACAGACCUCAACACAGACCUCAACACGGACCUCAACACGGACCUCACCACAGACCUCAACACAGACCUCACCACAGACCUCAACACGGACCUCAACACGGACCUCAACACGGACCUCAACACAGACCUCAACACAGACCUCAACACAGACCUCAACACGGACCUCAACACGGACCUCAACACGGACCUCAACACGGACCUCACCACAGACCUCAACACAGACCUCAACACAGACCUCAACACAGACCUCAACACGGACCUCACCACAGACCUCAACACAGACCUCAACACAGACCUCAACACGGACCUCAACACGGACCUCAACACGGACCUCAACACAGACCUCAACACAGACCUCAACACGGACCUCAACACGGACCUCAACACGGACCUCACCACAGACCUCAACACAGACCUCAACACAGACCUCAACACGGACCUCAACACGGACCUCACCACAGACCUCAACACAGACCUCAACACAGACCUCAACACGGACCUCAACACGGACCUCAACACAGACCUCAACACAGACCUCAACACAGACCUCAACACGGACCUCAACACGGACCUCAACACAGACCUCAACACAGACCUCAACACAGACCUCAACACAGACCUCAACACGGACCUCACCACGGACCUCAACACGGACCUCACCACCAGACCUCAACACAGACCUCACCACAGACCUCAACACAGACCUCAACACAGACCUCAACACGGACCUCAACACGGACAUCAACACAGAGCUCAACACAGACCUCAACACAGACCUCAACACAGACCUCAACACGGACCUCAACACAGACCUCAACACAGACCUCAACACAGACCUCAACACGGACCUCAACACGGACCUCAACACAGACCUCAACACGGACCUCAACACGGACCUCAACACGGACCUCAACACGGACCUCACCACAGACCUCAACACAGACCUCAACACGGACCUCAACACGGACCUCAACACAGACCUCAACACAGACCUCAACACAGACCACAACACAGACCUCAACACAGACCUCAACACGGACCUCAACACGGACCUCAACACGGACCUCAACACAGACCUCAACACGGACCUCAACACAGACCUCGACACAGACCUCAACACAGACCUCAACACGGACCUCAACACGGACCUCAACACAGACCUCAACACGGACCUCAACACAGACCUCGACACAGACCUCAACACAGACCUCAACACAGACCUCAACACAGACCUCAACACAGACCUCAACACAGACCUCAACACAGACCUCAACACGGACCUCACCACGGACCUCACCACAGACCUCAACACAGACCUCACCACAGACCUCAACACAGACCUCAACACAGACCUCAACACGGACCUCAACACGGACCUCAACACGGACCUCACCACAGACCUCAACACAGACCUCAACACAGACCUCAACACAGACCUCACACGACCUCAACACAGACCUCAACACAGACCUCAACACAGACCUCAACACGGACCUCAACACGGACCUCAACACAGACCUCAACACGGACCUCACCACAGACCUCAACACAGACCUCAACACGGACCUCAACACAGACCUCACCACAGACCUCAACACAGACCUCAACACAGACCUCAACACAGACCUCAACACAGACCUCAACACGGACCUCAACACGGACCUCACCACAGACCUCACCACGGACCCUCACCACAGACCCACAGACCUCACCACGGACCUCACACAGACCUCACACAGACCUCACCACAGACCUCAACACAGACCUCAACACAGACCUCAACACAGACCUCAACACGGACCUCAACACGGACCUCACCACAGACCUCACCACGGACCUCACCACAGACCUCACCACGGACCUCACCACAGACCUCAACACGGACCUCACCACAGACCUCAACACAGACCUCACCACAGACCUCAACACAGACCUCAACACAGACCUCAACACGGACCUCAACACAGACCUCAACACGGACCUCAACACAGACCUCAACACGGACCUCAACACAGACCUCAACACGGACCUCAACACAGACCUCACCACAGACCUCAACACAGACCUCAACACAGACCUCAACACGGACCUCAACACGGACCUCACCACAGACCUCAACACAGACCUCAACACGGACCUCACCACAGACCUCAACACAGACCUCAACACUGACCUCACCACAGACCUCAACACAGACCUCAACACAGACCUCAACACGGACCUCAACACGGACCUCAACACAGACCUCAACACGGACCUCAACACAGACCUCAACACAGACCUCAACACGGACCUCAACACGGACCUCAACACGGACCUCAACACAGACCUCGACACAGACCUCAACACAGACCUCAACACAGACCUCAACACAGACCUCAACACAGACCUCAACACGGACCUCAACACAGACCUCAACACGGACCUCAACACGGACCUCACCACAGACCUCACCACGGACCUCACCACAGACCUCACCACGGACCUCACCACAGACCUCAACACAGACCUCACCACAGACCUCAACACAGACCUCAACACAGACCUCAACACGGACCUCAACACGGACCUCACCACAGACCUCAACACAGACCUCAACACGGACCUCACCACAGACCUCAACACAGACCUCAACACAGACCUCAACACAGACCUCAACACAGACCUCAACACGACCUCAACACGGACCUCAACACGGACCUCAACACAGACCUCAACACGGACCUCACACAGACCUCAACACAGACCUCAACACGGACCUCAACACAGACCUCACCACAGACCUCAACACAGACCUCAACACAGACCUCAACACAGACCUCAACACAGACCUCAACACAGACCUCAACACGGACCUCAACACGGACCUCACCACAGACCUCACCACGGACCUCACCACAGACCUCACCACGGACCUCACCACAGACCUCAACACAGACCUCACCACAGACCUCAACACAGACCUCAACACAGACCUCAACACGGACCUCAACACGGACCUCACCACAGACCUCAACACAGACCUCAACACAGACCUCACCACAGACCUCAACACAGACCUCACCACAGACCUCACCACGGACCUCACCACAGACCUCAACACGGACCUCACCACAGACCUCAACACAGACCUCACCACAGACCUCAACACAGACCUCAACACAGACCUCAACACGGACCUCAACACGGACCUCAACACGGACCUCAACACAGACCUCAACACGGACCUCAACACAGACCUCAACACGGACCCUCAACACAGACCUCACCACAGACCUCAACACAGACCUCAACACAGACCUCAACACGGACCUCAACACGGACCUCACACAGACCUCACACACAGACCUCACACACGGACCUCACCACAGACCUCAACACAGACCUCAGACUACACGACCUCACACGACCUCAACACAGACCUCACCGACCUCACACAGACCACACGACCUCAACACGACGACUCACACAGACCUCACACAGACCCACACGACCUCAACACGACUCACACGACCUCAACACAGACCUCAACACCAGACCUCAACACGGACCUCAACACGACCUCAACACGACCUCACACAGACUCACACAGACCUCAACACGACCUCAACACACCCACGACCACACGGACCUCAGACCUCAACACGACCUCAACACAGACCUCAACACGACCUCAACACGGACCUCAACACGACCUCACACGACCUCACACGACAGACUCACACAGACCUCAACACAGACCUCACACAGACCUCAACACGACCUCAACACGACCUCAACACGACCUCAACACGGACCUCAACACGGACCUCACACGGACCUCACACAGACCUCACACAGACCUCAACACAGACCUCACCACAGACCUCACCACAGACCUCACCACAGACCUCACCACAGACCUCACACGACUCAACACGGACCUCAACACGACCUCAACACGGACCUCAACACGGACCUCAACACAGACCUCAACACAGACCUCAACACAGACCUCAACACAGACCUCAACACAGACCUCAACACGGACCUCAACACGGACCUCAACACGACCUCAACACGGACCUCAACACGGACCUCAACACGGACCUCAACACGGACCUCACCACAGACCUCAACACAGACCUCAACACAGACCUCAACACAGACCUCAACACAGACCUCAACACAGACCUCAACACGGACCUCAACACGGACCUCAACACGGACCUCAACACGGACCUCAACACAGACCUCAACACAGACCUCAACACGGACCUCAACACAGACCUCAACACGGACCUCAACACGGACCUCAACACAGACCUCAACACAGACCUCACCACAGACCUCAACACAGACCUCAACACGGACCUCAACACGGACCUCACCACAGACCUCAACACAGACCUCAACACAGACCUCAACACAGAGCUCAACACAGACCUCAACACGGACCUCACCACAGACCUCAACACAGACUAGGAGUGUGA